Messenger RNA from Plutella xylostella (diamondback moth), 907 nucleotides. RefSeq names its product trypsin, alkaline A. Lineage: Eukaryota; Metazoa; Arthropoda; Insecta; Lepidoptera; Plutellidae. Gene Ontology annotation, biological process: proteolysis. The record is from RefSeq and is a predicted model, not a curated record. Gene Ontology annotation, molecular function: serine-type endopeptidase activity.
AAAGAAGAUAAUCUCAUCAGCAAAAUCCCUAAGUGAUUGAUAGCGUGAUAACAUAACGCAACAUAUUGCUGCAAAAAAUAUUAAAACGAAUUGCUUUCUUAAAACAUGCGAGCCUAUAUUUUGUUAAGUUUGAUAAUUAGCACCGCCAUUGCGGCGCCGAGCAGCCGGCUCGUGAUUGGAGGAGAGAAUACGUCCAUUGAGAGAUACCCAUUCUUCGCCAACAUACAGCUGCGUCUAUUCCAGCUGCUUCUGCUGCACUGCGCGGGGUCACUGCUCACUCCUGAUGCCGUGCUGACGGCCGCGCAAUGCUUCAGCUUAAAGAACCCCAGUUCGUAUCGACUGCGCCUCGGCAGCCCCAUGGCUUCAUACGGCGGGGACUCUCACGAUGUCUCCGAAAUCAUCAUACAUGAGGAAUUUGACGAGGGCUCUCUAGCCCAUGAUGUGGCCAUCCUCCGCCUGACAUCCAGUGCCCAGGAGUCGGCGACUAUUGGCUUUGCUCGUAUCCCGUCCCGCUCCUACAGCCUACCGGAUAAUACGCCGGUCUCUGUCGUCAACUUCGGGCAAUACGCUGGAUUGGAUCCAUCAUUCCCCGUGAUAGUGAUUCACAAAGCGGACGUGUUCACCAUCAACCAGCAGACCUGUGCUGACCGAUAUGCCGUGCUGAACAACCAGACGGGAUCAGAGACCACCCGUGACGUCACUGAGGGGAUGAUCUGCUCCGGAGUGCUGGACGUGGGGGGACAGGAUGUGUGUAUGAGUGGGGAGGGGAGUCCCCUAGUGUAUGGGGAGGAUAUCGUGGUGGGAGUCACCUCGUGGGUGCAUCGGUGCGGCGACGCGCACUACCCUCGCGUCAACACGCGCGUUGCGUCGUAUUCUGACUGGAUUGUUGGAAAUGUCGUAUAAAUGU